Molecule: messenger RNA, 1609 nt
Organism: Portunus trituberculatus (swimming crab)
Lineage: Eukaryota; Metazoa; Arthropoda; Malacostraca; Decapoda; Portunidae
Gene: Fkbp12
Product: peptidyl-prolyl cis-trans isomerase Fkbp12-like
Exons: 4
Coding region: 78-410 (110 amino acids)
Molecular function (GO): peptidyl-prolyl cis-trans isomerase activity
Source: RefSeq, a predicted model, not a curated record
GAGAGGCAGAGGUGGCAGCGAGGAGGCGAGGCAGGCCAGGCUCGGCAGGACGAGGCGCCGGCAACACACACACCACCAUGGGAGUUGAAGUUAUCACCGUAUCACCUGGCAACGGCCAGACAUGGCCCAAGACAGGCCAACAAGUAGUGGUCCAUUAUACAGGAACACUAAGUGAUGGGUCCAAAUUUGACUCCUCCCGCGACCGUGGAAAACCUUUCAAAUUCCGCAUUGGGCUUGGAGAGGUGAUCCGUGGCUGGGAUGAAGGUGUUGCCCAGAUGUCUGUUGGUCAGAAGGCUCGCUUGGUCUGCAGCCCAGACUUUGCUUAUGGGGAGAAGGGUUUCCCAGGUGUGAUUCCUCCCAAUGCCACACUUACCUUUGAUGUAGAGCUGAUAUCUGUGGAGGCUUCCUAAUGGCAAGUUCUACACUGCUGCUGCUGCUGCUGUGACUUUUGGGAAAGCAAGUGUAAGGAAUUCUGGUGUGUACUAAGAGUGUCCUGAUUUGGUACUUCCAUCUCUUCCUUCAAUUUAAGGCUGAUGAAUAACCUGUUUUAUUAGUUUUCAUGAUUAAAAUUUUAGUAAACAAUUUAUCACAAAGUAUACAUAGAUGAUGCCUCCAUUUGCUCAGGAACAAUACAAAGUGAUGUGAAUGCUUGGCAACAAAUGUUCCAGUGCUACCCUUCUUACCCCAAAAAGUCCUGUAAUGCAGUACAGUUUGAUCCUUGUCAGAUUGGACAGUUUUGUUCUGCAUAUGCAAUUUUAUAUGUAUUUUUACUUUAUUACGUCUGCCUCUGAGCUCAGUGAUGCUUUUCUCAUUUUUAGCUCCAACACGGAAAUUUACAAAAGUAAAUAGCAAAAUUAAGUACUACAGUGCAAUGUGUAUUACAUUGAUAAUUGACUUGUUUUAAAGUCAAAUAGUUAUGUUGCAGGAUUUGGCCUCUUAAGCUUACAGUGCAACACAGUUUUGUCUAAUUUUGACGUCUGAACAGUAACUGGAGAAGACAACCUAGUUAUGUUUACACCAGAAUAUUCUGCACCAUCUGUAUGUUGUUUUAUAGAGAUAGCAGCAAUCUAAAAGGAAAAAAAAAAUCUUUUCACCUAGAAUAUCUUUGAUGUCUACUUGUUUAAUCUCCAAACCAGUAGAUUGAAUGGUUGAAUUUAAGGAUUCAGUAUUAUUUACUAACUGUCCAUUCAAAAUGCAGGUUGGAGUAGUCUGUGAAUGAUUGAAGCAAUGCACUCAAAUUUUGAUGUCAUGUGUUAUAACAUAGUUUCCAAGUUCUCAUGAGUGCAGUGCUUUUGGAGAGCUUCACUGUUCUUAUCAUUGUAUUAGAACCCAUGAGUUUGCACUACACAUUACUUUUGGUACAGUGGUAAAAUGAAGAGCAUUCCUUUUAAUGUUCUUAACUGUAGGACAUCCCUGCUGUGGGUAGACUGUGCUUUUGUAGUGUAGGUACAUUAUCUUGGAUUUGUUUGGACUGAUUAACCCUAAACGAUAGACCCAAGGUUCUUUAGCUCUUCUUCCAGUCUGCAGACUUUUUUUUCUCAGUUUUUUUCUUUUUUUGUAACUUCUCAGUACAAGGUUCUUCUGGUCAAAUAAAAUAUGAAUAAUUGUG